GCCUAACGACGAGCUAUUUUCCGUUAUUUUUAAAUCUCUGAUGUUGUUUGAUUCCGAUGAAGCUGUUGAAUUAGUGUAACGUAUCCGGAUUAAAUAUGUCAGAAAACGAUCAAACGUGUUUGCCGCUUAUUAUUUAUUACAUGAGGGAGACAUACUACAGACAUGCCAUAAACACAGCUGAGGAGAAUUUAAAGUCGUAUAAUAAUGAUCCAGUGCUCAAGUUUUUCAAAGCUUUUGCGACUCUGAUGGAAGGUAACACACAAGAGGCUUCGAGAGAGUUUCUUCAGCUGAGAGAUCAUCCUCAUCUGUCUCUGUGUUCAACAGUAGCUCUCAUACACACACAGCAAACCUCUGAAACAUCUCGCAUUGAUUCAGUGUCUCUCCUUUCAUCCACAUCAGAUCUAGAUGAAGCUGUGGCCGGAGACAGAGCCUUGUAUUACACAGCGCUGCUCUUCUGGAUCCUGGAGCUCGAUCUCGGUGCCAGGACAUGUGUUGAAAAGAUGCUGAAACUCUCUGAAAGCUCCCCGGAAGGGCUUAUUCUGAAGGGCUGGAUGAUGUUGACCUCUGACACGGAAGAGGACAGACCUCAGGCGAUACGCUACUUUGACAGCGGUGUUCAGGACACUGGGAGUGUAUUUGGACUCAUGGGAAAAAUGGAGUUCUUCAUGAUGAAGCAGAACGAGCAGAGCUCACUAGGAAAGCUGAUUGUGUUUCAGGUGAAAAAGCGUCUUCAGGCUUUAAUGAGUGUGGCUGAGAUCUCUGAGCCCUGCAAUCCCAGCAUGCAUCUGGAGAUCACCGCAGCCAUCAGCCGACUGUGUGGACACAACCCAGAGAUCCUGCAGAUGUUGACAGUGUUUGUGCGUCGAGAGUCUUCACGUGCACCAGCGGCGUCUGAUGUCUUCUGUGAGCUGGGAUAUCUGCUCAAUCACCAGAGCAAGUAUAAAGAGGCCCUUAAGUGCUACUCUACAGCGCUGAAAACAGACCCCGAGUGCACCUCUGCAUUACUGGGCACUAUUAGAUGCCAGCUGAUGUGCGAUCAUCUCGAGGAAGCCGCCCAGCACCUCACGUUCUUCUGCGAAGUGCAAGAGUCUCUUGGAAAUACAGCGGAAGUUCCUCUGCUGAAGGCCCUGUUGGGCAGGAAGCAGAGCGCAGGUGAGGAGACGGUGAUGGAGCUGCUAAAAGACGCCACAGAGCUCCAUUUCUCUGCUCUUCGAUUUUGCCCUCACACCUGGACAAACUCCACCAUUGUGGCUGAAACACUCGCAUACGAUCAUGGAAACAGUGGUCAGAGCUGUUCCUGGCAUGACCGUGAGCUCCUUCUAGGGGAGCACCGAACAGCCCAGCACUUUCUGACCCUGUGCACAGAGAAAGAUGCGUCUGUCCUGGAGCACGAGGCCGUUCUGUGUUUCAAAGGCACACCGGAGGAGACGCGUCUCGUGCUUGCUAAUGUGGAUCUGGCUUUAGCGAGAGAUGACGUGGACGCCGCUGUAGUAAUGCUGCAAAACAUCCUCCCUACUGAGUCAACCUUCAUCCAAGCCCGGGAGAAGAUGGCUCAGAUAUACCUGGAGAGGAAACACAAUGAGAAGCUUUACAUCACAUGUUACAAGGAAAUAAGUGAGCCGCUUCCAGGACCUCAUACUAGGAUCUUGUUGGCUGAUGCCUUCAUGAAGAUACACCAGCCAGAGGAAGCAGUCAAGAUCUACCAAGAAGUAGAGAAAAUUGCUCCGAAAGAUUCUUUGGCUAAGAAAACAGGCCAGGCUUUAGUGAAGGCUCAUGAAUAUGACAUGGCUGUGAGUUAUUAUGAGACGGCUCUGGAGACUGAAACGCUGGACAGUUUUAGGAGUGUAGAGCUGUCCGAACUGCUGCUUACUGUUCUGGAAAAGGCCUUGGAACGUGAACCUACAGCUGCGCUGGCCUCCAUGAUGAAUCAAGUCUUAGUGUUACGAGUGUUAGUGAAUAUACUACGCGCCAGGAACCCGUCUGCCCUGGAUGUCAUGAAAAGGGAGCUCUGUCUGAAGAUCCUGCAGCUCCAUCAGAAACACUCCUCUACCUGGAUGCUGUUGGCUGAUACAUUGUUUUGGAAGAACCAAAAAGAGGAAGCAGUCCAGAUUUAUGCCAGAAUUAUGGCGCGAAACCCAGACAACUUUCAUGUCAUGGCCAAGUUUCUGCACGUUCUGCGCAGGAAGAGGAAACUGGAAGACGUGCGGUCUGUGUUUAUAGCGUGUGAGAUGUUCAGUCCACUGUCGGUCAGAGAAGCAGGUUAUGAUUACUGCAAGGCUCUCUACUUCUGGCACUCGUGGCAGGUGACUGAAGCUCUGGUGCACCUGAGCAAGGCCAGAGGAGAUGCAGUGUGGGGAGGACCAGCGGUGAUCUGCCUGAACCCUGACAGACACGUCUUCGGAGGAGAAGGAGAUGAUUUCAUGCAGUUUGUCUGUGAUUGUUUCUCCAGCAGUGACUCGAGAAGAAGCACAGCUCACAAUAUACUCUCCGUGUUUCGCCCGCGAUCUCAAUCUGAGCAGGACAAACUCAAGCUGCUCUUGAAUCGGUGUCGAAUCUACAGCAAAGAGACCAAAGAUGUGGAGCGAGCCGUGCUGGAGCUCUCAGAGCCGCAGGCUGAGAACAAAUGUAACAGCCCUGAGGUCAAGUGUUUCUCAGUGAAGUGCUGUCGGUCUGUAGGGGAUGUUGGAAACUUCCUCAAACGUCUGAGCAGGAUGGAGUGGAGCGACACGAACACGGAUGACCUGGAGAACGCCUGCCUGCUCCUGGCUGACAUGUACAUCAAGACGGGAAAAUACACUCCAGCGGACAAACUGCUGGAGCUCUACAUACGACACAACGAGUCGUGUAGUAAGGCGUAUGAGUUUCGGGGUUUGAUGAUGCAGAGCGAGCAGAGACACAGCAGUGGAGCACAUCCUGCAGUCGGUGCGACUUCAUCAUCAAACCAUCAACACACUGUACAUCUACAGUUCCCUCAGAAACACUUGCUUUUGAUUCUCUUGCAGGAUUUCGUUCUGCAGAAGUGUCCAGAUUACACACAGAUCCAAGACCAGCUCCUGACCCCAGCUCAGCUCUCUCUCCGUCUUUGA
This is a messenger RNA of Carassius carassius (crucian carp), 3086 nucleotides long. It is a transcript of the gene ttc21a, whose product is annotated as tetratricopeptide repeat domain 21A. NCBI's taxonomy places the organism in Eukaryota, Metazoa, Chordata, Actinopteri, Cypriniformes, Cyprinidae. The record is from RefSeq and is a predicted model, not a curated record. Gene Ontology annotation, biological process: protein localization to cilium; intraciliary retrograde transport. Gene Ontology annotation, molecular function: protein binding. Gene Ontology annotation, cellular component: intraciliary transport particle A.